AUGCCUUCUUUCAACAUUGUAGUACUUGGUGGUGACGGUGUGGGACCGGAGGUCAUUGCAGAGGGCAUCAAGGUCCUCAAGGUCAUUGAGAAGCACACAGAUGUUUCGUUCAACUUCCAGGAACACUUGUUUGGUGGUUGCUCGAUAGACGCCCACAACAACCCCCUGACCGACGAAACUCUCGACGCGGCGAAGAAGGCCGAUGCUAUCAUUCUCGGUGCUGUUGGCGGGCCGAAAUGGGGGACUGGCAAGGUGCGCCCUGAGCAGGGCAUUUUGAGGCUGCGCAAGGAGCUCGGAACGUUCGGAAACCUGCGGCCCUGCUUCUUCGCGUCCGACUCUCUGGUGGAGCAAUCGCCGCUUAAAGCCGACAAUGUCCGCGGCGUCAACUUCAACAUCAUCCGCGAACUGACCGGCGGUAUCUACUUUGGCGACAGGAAAGAGGACGACGGCGAUGGCAAGGCCAUGGACACGGAGCCCUACAGCGUCGAGGAGAUUGAGCGCGUCGUACGGUUAGCCGGAAAUCUCGCAUCUGUCGAGGAGCCUCCGGUUCCCGUGUGGAGUCUGGACAAGGCGAACGUCCUCGCGACAUCGAGGCUAUGGAGGAAGACGUUUGAGCGCAUCAUGAAGGACGAAUACCCCCACCUCAAGUCGGGCACCCACCUCAUCGACUCGGCGGCUAUGCUUAUGAUCAAGAACCCGAGGGCACUGAACGGUGUGGUUGUGACGAGCAACUUGUUCGGCGACAUCAUCAGCGAUGAAGCCAGUGUCAUCCCAGGUAGCUUGGGUCUGCUCCCCAGCGCCAGUCUGGGAGGCAUCCCAGACGGCAAGACCAAGCUCAACGGUAUCUACGAGCCCAUCCACGGCUCCGCGCCCGACAUUGCCGGCCAGGGCAUCGUCAACCCCGUCGCGACGAUUCUGUCGAUGAGCAUGAUGUUCAAGUACUCGCUCUGCCUGCCCGAAUAUGCCGCCAAGAUCGACGAGGCUACCAAGAUUGCCAUUGACAACGGCGUACGGACAAGGGACAUUGGCGGUUCGUCGACGACAUCGCAGGUUGGUGAUGCGAUUGCUGCCGAGCUCGAGAAGCUGUUGGCGAAGUAG
This is a messenger RNA of Ascochyta rabiei, 1098 nucleotides long. RefSeq names its product 3-isopropylmalate dehydrogenase. Gene Ontology annotation, biological process: L-leucine biosynthetic process. NCBI's taxonomy places the organism in Eukaryota, Fungi, Ascomycota, Dothideomycetes, Pleosporales, Didymellaceae. The coding region runs from base 1 to 1098 and encodes 365 amino acids. The record is from RefSeq and is a predicted model, not a curated record. The transcript has 7 exons. Gene Ontology annotation, cellular component: cytosol. Gene Ontology annotation, molecular function: 3-isopropylmalate dehydrogenase activity; magnesium ion binding; NAD binding.